Messenger RNA from Lotus japonicus, 1979 nucleotides. Its product is annotated as berberine bridge enzyme-like 13. The record is from RefSeq and is a predicted model, not a curated record. Gene Ontology annotation, molecular function: oxidoreductase activity; FAD binding. The transcript has a single exon. The coding region runs from base 91 to 1722 and encodes 543 amino acids. NCBI's taxonomy places the organism in Eukaryota, Viridiplantae, Streptophyta, Magnoliopsida, Fabales, Fabaceae.
CAUAGCUCAUACAUAAUCAUAUAAAUAUAUGACAUUUGUAGCAGCCUCCUUCAGCACAAAACAUAGAAACAAAGACCUGAACACAAAAUCAUGUUGUCACCAAGUUCACACUUAGCAAGUUUGAUCCUCUUGUUAUUAGUUUCAUUGACAGCUUCAGCUUCAAUUGAAGAAAGUUUUAUCCAAUGUCUCAGUUUCUACUCAGACAAAGCAGCUCCAUUUUAUGAGUCAAUUUACACUCCAAACAAUGCUUCAUUUACCAAAAUCCUGGAUUCUUCAGCACAGAAUUUAAGGUACUUGGUGCCUUCAGCGCCGAAACCCGAGUUCAUAUUCACACCCUUGACCGAUUCCCAUGUCCAAGUUGCUGUGACUUGCUCACAGAAACUUGGUAUUCAUCUGAGAGUACGCAGCGGAGGCCAUGAUUACGAAGGACUCUCGUAUGUUUCUGAAAAUGAGACCCCCUUCAUAAUCGUUGAUUUGGCCAAGCUUCGCGAUAUCAAUGUUGAUAUAGAAGACAACAGUGCUUGGAUUCAAGCCGGUGCCACUAUCGGCGAAGUCAAUUACAGAAUAUCAGAGAAAAGUGCAGUUCAUGGUUUCCCUGCAGGCCUUUGCACAAGCUUAGGUGUUGGUGGACACAUCAUAGGAGGAGCAUAUGGUUCCAUGAUGAGAAAGUAUGGCCUUGGAGCUGACAAUGUCCUCGAUGCGCGAAUAGUCGAUGCCAAUGGAAGAAUCCUUGACAGGAAAGCCAUGGGGGAAGACUUAUUUUGGGCAAUUAGAGGUGGCGGUGGAGGAAGCUUUGGUAUACUUCUCUGGUGGAAGAUAAAGCUGGUUCCUGUUCCGGAAACUGUGACAGUUUUUACAGUAACAAAGAGCCUAGAGCAAGAUGCAACCAAGGUUCUUCAUAGGUGGCAGGAAGUGGCACCCAAAAUUGAUGAGGAUCUCUUUAUGAGAGUCAUCAUUCAACCAGCAACUAUUCCAAACAAAACUGAGAGAACUAUCACAACCUCUUACAAUUCUCAAUUUCUUGGUGGGGCGGAGAGGCUCCUCCAAGUCAUGAAGGAAAGCUUUCCUGAAUUGGGUUUGACAAGAAAAGAUUGCAUGGAAACUAGCUGGAUCAAAUCUGUGCUCUAUAUUGCAGGCUAUCCAAAUGAUACGCCUCCUGAAGUUCUGCUUGAUGGAAAAUCAACUUUCAAGAACUACUUCAAAGCCAAAUCAGAUUUCGUGAGGGAACCGAUACCGGAAACCGGGCUUCAAGGUCUGUGGCAAAGAUUGCUGGAGGAAGACAGUCCCUUGAUGAUUUGGAACCCAUAUGGUGGAAUGAUGAACAAUUUUUCAGAAUCUGAUAUUCCUUUCCCUCACAGAAAUGGAACACUUUACAAAAUCCAGUACCUGACUCUAUGGCAAGAUGGAGACAAGAAUGCUUCAAAGCACAUAGAUUGGAUUAGGAAGCUUUACAACUUCAUGACUCCUUAUGUCUCAAAGUUCCCGAGGGAAGCGUAUGUGAACUACAGAGAUCUGGAUUUGGGGACGAACAAGAAGAACAGCACAAGCUACAUACAAGCCACUGCUUGGGGUUAUAUGUAUUUCAAAGAUAACUUCAACAGGUUGGUGAAGAUUAAAACCAAAGUGGAUCCUGAAAAUGUGUUCAGGCAUGAGCAGAGCAUCCCUCCACUUCCAGUUUCAACAAUGAAGCACAAAGACAAGAAAUGCAAGAGCUGGGAAUAAGGCACUGUAUUGCUAGAGUCCUAUAUCUAUCAAUUUGCUAUAUAGGGUUGGAUUUUAUUUUGUUUUUGAUCCUUUUAAUGUUGUAAAACACUGAUGAAGUGCUUGAACAUUGCUAUCUUUGAUUUUGUGUAUGCGAUAAGAUUACAGGUCAUAAGUUGUUCCACUUUCGCAGAGAAACUACAGAGUGUAGCUUCUCGAAAGUGCAAUAAGCUUCAAAGUUUCAAAAUUUUCAGUAAGAUAUUGUGAUUUCUAAACAA